Molecule: messenger RNA, 2112 nt
Organism: Pollicipes pollicipes
Lineage: Eukaryota; Metazoa; Arthropoda; Thecostraca; Pollicipedomorpha; Pollicipedidae
Gene: MED8
Product: mediator complex subunit 8
Exons: 6
Coding region: 110-829 (239 amino acids)
Biological process (GO): regulation of transcription by RNA polymerase II
Cellular component (GO): mediator complex; core mediator complex
Molecular function (GO): transcription coregulator activity; RNA polymerase II cis-regulatory region sequence-specific DNA binding
Source: RefSeq, a predicted model, not a curated record
AAUGUCCUGGGACAGACCAGGAGGCCUUGUGUUAACCUGCGGGCGUACAGACUGCUAGAGGAAGUCGGGGCGUUGUUGGCUGAAGUGUUGACUGCUGAGUAACCGGAUAAUGAGUAUGCAGCGUGAGGAGAAGGCGCUGGACGCCGCACUGGAUGCCUUCUCACAGCGUCUGACCGACCUGAAGCAGUCAAUCGGCCAGACCCUGCAGAAGCUGGAGACAGGGCACGAGCACAUGAGCUGGCCCUCCCUCCUGGACAGCUUUGCGCUCCUCUCCGGCCAGCUGAACAACCUACUACGCGUGCUGAAGCACGAGAAGACGCCACUUCUGCGCAACCGCGUGACGCUGCCGCUGCUGCUGUCGCCGGAGCGUGAUGAGGAGCUGGUGCGGCUGACCGAGGGCCGCGUGCCGGCCUUCGCGCACGACCUGGUGCCACACUACCUGCGUACCAAGCACGACCCACACGUGGAGCUGCGCUUGCAGCAGGUCGAGACCAAGGCCUCCACGGUCAGCGCCGACGCCUCGCAGAAACAGGUGACGGCAAUGAACAAGGUGGUGAACAAUCUGCUGGACUCGAUCACGCAGGCGCGCGACGACUGGGAGAGCGAAUCGGCGCGCGCCCAGCUGGGCCAGACGUCGUCUGUGGCCGACACCCAGGCACUGAUCGCCGCCGUCGGCACCGGGAAGGGCCUGAAGAGCGGCCCGCCCAGCAGGUCCGCCCCGGCCUCCAUGUCAGCCCCGGCGCCCGUGCAGAUGCCCAAUGUGAACAAGGCGCCCAGCUCUAUCAAGACCAACAUCAAGGCCAACAUUCAAGUGCACCCGUACAAGUAGCCCCGUCAGAAGGCGAUCCCCUACUGAAUGAGGACUCUCCUUCCUGUGGGCUUCUGCGAGAGAGGGCUGAGAGGCGGCCUAUGGGCCAGUCCCCAAUUUUCGCAAUAAGACGGUGACUCGGCACAAGUCAUUUAGAUUUGCUAAAAUAAUUUCAGAAUUGCAUCUUCAGUAAGAGGCUUCAAAUACCAGUUUGACCCUAUAUGGCCCCGUGACCGUUGUCGUUCAGUGGCCGACCUUUUUAUCAUUCGAAAUUUUGAACACGUGUAGUUUCGGAGGGGAGUGCCGUUCGACCGUUGACUGCACAAGUUUUGUCCCGUCCUGUAUGGUGCCGAUCGCUGCUGUGUUGAAUCCGUGUGCCUCGGUAUCGUCUUGCUGUAUAUCGUAACAGCCUUUGGCUGCGUAUUGUGCCCUUGAUGGAGGAAGACUCAUGCAUCUCUUGGAAACUCGGCCGAGUCAUCACUGAUGCACAAUGUUUGCAAGCGAUUUUCACGUGUUUCUAGUGGGAUUCCAGCUACGAGCAACAUGAUCAGCUCUUCACAUACAUACGUGAUGGUACUUAGCCAAUGUUUAUUUUGCCAACGUGAUUUAGGUACCAGGGCUAGCGACAAUAAUUGUGCGGCUAGAACAUGAUCAUGUCAUCUUUUCCGUUAUGAUCAGCUUGCGUUGUUGGUUAGGCCUGUCCUCAACCGACGAGACAAUAUGGCACGCGGAAGGAUAAUCUGACCGUAAAUUAGGCCUGUCUCGCUUUGCCGUCAGCGGAUUCAUGUGCUUAGGGCACCGUUCGAUCUGCCGUCAGCACGAUUGUCAGCUGGAAUGCGUGCCGUCAUACGUGCUGAAUGUGCGUUCGAUGUGUGGGCUGACGUUUUUUUCUCGAUUUGUGGGCUGACGGGUUGUGAAGUUUUUUAAACUUUACUUGUCCUUCUUCCUUUACCUUUCACUUCAGACCACACACUAACUCUGGCUUACCGCCGACACACGAGCAAAGUGGUGUUGGGAAGUGUGGCUUCUCCGGUAUUACCAUUAUCCAUUCCAUCCUUUUGUUGAGUGCUUCUUCCCAUUUCCAAUUCCUUUCAAUUUCUUCCCUCCCAUUUUCAGUGUUUACUUCUAACGCUAUUAAUUUUCUGGGGAAUGCAACCAAACGCCACACCAAUCAUUGCCACUCACCUUUUCAUUGCUGCUCUCGGGAUUUUAAUUACCUCAUCUAUGUCGUGUCGCAUUUCCCCCCGAAUUGGACAUUGCCACCACUCCACCCAACGUACUCGCCAAAUAAAACGCCCGCUUCA